Molecule: messenger RNA, 756 nt
Organism: Cricetulus griseus (Chinese hamster)
Lineage: Eukaryota; Metazoa; Chordata; Mammalia; Rodentia; Cricetidae
Source: RefSeq, a predicted model, not a curated record
AGAUGGAGAUGGCCAAAGCCCGGAGCCAGCUGGAUGCCGUUCUGCAGUGUCUGCUGGACAAGAGUCACAUGGACAGGGAACGUCUAGAUGAAGAUGCUGGGAAAACGCCCUCAGAUACACACAAUAAGGAUUGCUCCAUCGCUGCCUCAGGCAAAAGGCCCUCUGCCCGCUUCCCCCACCAGCGGAGGAAGAAGAGGAGGGAGAUGGACGAUGGGCUGGCAGAGGGGGGUCCUCAGAGAUCCAACACAUAUGUGAUCAAGCUGUUUGACCGGAGUGUGGAUCUGGCCCAGUUCAGUGAGAACACGCCAUUGUACCCCAUCUGCCGUGCCUGGAUGCGUAACAGCCCCUCAGUGCGAGAGCGAGAGCGGGAGCGCUCGCCCAGCUCACCACUGCCCCCUCUGCCCGAGGACGAGGAGGGUUCAGAGGUCAUUAACAGCAAAAGUCGUGAUGUGUACAAGCUGCCUCCACCCACAGCCCCUGGACCACUUGGAGAUGCCUGCAGAUCCCGAAUCCCAUCCCCACUGCAGCCUGAGACCCAGGGUACCCCCGAUGAUGAACCCUCCGAGCCUGAACCGUCUCCCUCCACACUCAUCUACCGCAACAUGCAACGUUGGAAACGCAUACGCCAGAGGUGGAAGGAGGCUUCUCAUCGGAACCAGCUUCGUUACUCAGAAAGUAUGAAGAUCCUGCGGGAGAUGUAUGAUCGGCAGUGAUGGUCCCAGUUCCCCACCCCAAUAAACCUGCUCCCAACACACA